AUGGAGAACUACGAGGUCCUCAAUCAACUAGGUGAUGGAGCGUUUGGUCAGGUUGUGAAGGCAUUGCAUAGAAAAACGGGACAAAUUGUGGCGAUUAAAAAAAUGAAGCAGAAGUACCAUUCCUGGGAGGAGUGUGUAAAGCUGCCAGAGGUGACAGUGAUGCGCCGCAUUCAUGGCCAUCCGAAUAUAGUGAAGAUGCGUGAAGUGAUACGAGAAAAAAAUGAGCUUUUCUUUGUAUUUGAGUACAUGGACGGGGACCUUCUGGGGGUCAUCUGCAAGGCAAAGCAAAUGCAGGGCCACACCACAGCCGGCAAUGCCCCUCCCAUACCAUACCCGAAGAUUCGAAGUUACAUUUUUCAGCUUCUUCAAUCCCUUGCAUUCUUGCAUCAACGUGGGUACUUUCACCGAGACAUUAAACCUGAAAAUUUGCUUGUGAAGAAGGACCCAACCACCGCGGCACAGGAUGUGGUAAAACUGGCAGAUUUUGGCCUCGUGAAGGAGAUUCGGGCACGCCCACCGUUUACGGAUUAUGUUUCCACCCGAUGGUACCGCGCUCCUGAGUUGUUGCUGCAAGAUCGAGCGUACAGCAGCCCUGUGGAUAUAUGGGCCGCUGGUUGUAUAUUAGCAGAACUUAUAACCACUCGUCCUCUUUUUGCAGGUAGCAAUGAGGUGGAUCAGUUACACAAGAUAAUGGGUGUUCUUGGCUCACCCAAUGAAAAAAUCUGGCCAGAAUGUUUUGCUCUUGCCAAGAAAAUACGGUAUUCAUUUCCAGUAGUGAAGGGGGUGGGACUUGAGCGUGUGCUUCCCCCACAUUUACCACCGCAAGCCUUGGAUUUAAUGAAGCAGAUGCUUAGUUACGACCCCAAGAAACGUCCCACGGCCCAACAGUGUCUUCAACAUCCAUAUUUUAGUAUUGGUCUCGAUGAGGAGAAUUUUUCACCUUCCAACGUGGCGAAACAGUUGGCGAACGCGGUGAAGAAGUAUGUCUCUAGUCCACAAACCGCUCCGCCACGGAACACGCUUGUACCUAUUGCUCUCAAUGCAAAGCGAUCCAAUGUAGGGGCCACGACGGCCAUUUCAAAACAGGCGGGAGUGGGGAAUCCCCCACCCCUGUCACCGCUGCAGGCGUUGUGUUCCCCCACAGCCACAGGUCUGUCACCCGUGUUGCUUGGCGAGAAGGGAGACCACCAUUUACCGGUAUCGAAAUUGACGCCUGCAAUCGGGUCUGAGGGCCAUACGAAACGAAAAGUUCUUUCGCCAAAACUUCCCUCUUUGUCUUGUGAAAAACUUAAGGGUGUUGUGACAGAUGUUUUGAAUGGCGGUGAUGGGGGGAAUAAUAACGGCGAUGUCGAUUUAGAUGCUCUUACGAAGGAGUUUGAAAAUGAACUUGAAACACUGAAAGUCCUUCCACAACAGAAAAAACAAGUUAGCCUCUGCACGCUUGGUGACUCUGCGGCAAACAAGGCUUUUCAUAAUCCAACAUUUGGGAAAUCCCUUUUAGUUCCGGGGGCGACCCAUGCUUCACCGAAGGUGAACGAGGAUGUUGUAGUAGAUUUUCUUAAUUCUACUCGUUACAAGAGGUCUUCGUUGUCCCUCAUGGAAAAUGGUGGUCCGUUGCAUACAACGAGAAAGGCCUCUUUGAAGAAACAAGAUCCCCUACCUUCAUUGCCUCCAGCAUUAGACAGUAGUCACCAUGCUGUAUCACCAUCCAUCAAGGCACUCUUGGCAAAACACAUGAAGAAACGGAAUGACUCCAAUUCCUGA
Molecule: messenger RNA, 1764 nt
Organism: Trypanosoma cruzi
Lineage: Eukaryota; Euglenozoa; Kinetoplastea; Trypanosomatida; Trypanosomatidae
Product: protein kinase, putative
Exons: 1
Coding region: 1-1764 (587 amino acids)
Biological process (GO): intracellular signal transduction; protein phosphorylation
Cellular component (GO): nucleus; cytoplasm
Molecular function (GO): ATP binding; protein serine/threonine kinase activity
Source: RefSeq, a predicted model, not a curated record